UCUGCAUGCUUCCGUACAGCAGUGGCAUCAAAGGAAGCAAGUCUUGUUUAACGCUGUCGGGCCCUGCCAGUGUACAGUAGCACAGGCUGCAGGCAGAGGAAGCGGCAGCAGUACAGACCGAGCCAAGAGCAGUCCUCUUUGGAAUACCCGAGGCUGACGUGAUGACGUUACCGGGACAAGCAACUCUCCUGCGGCCUGACAGCUGAUGGAGAGGAGUCCCUGCUCCUCCUCUCUCACACAGAACCAGGAACAAAUGAGGAGGACACAGAGCACAGAAAUUAGACACUGAUUUGGAGAUAAAUGUUACAUCAACUGGAAGCAUUGGGACGUGUUUAGUAUAAUGCCAUUUUGGGGAUGCUUUUUUGCUUCAGUGCUGACAUGAGUCUGGAAUUUAUCUCACAGAAUUUCUAAGUAUUUUUUUCACAGGGCUUUCAUCUGUUGCCUUGUCAUUGAAACUGCAUCAACAAGGCAGCUCCCUGAUCAAAUUCAUCACAAUGACUUGAGUGCCUUUUGUUUUUGCAGCCCAUUCGGCUACAUGACAUCAUUAAACAAUGCUGAGGUCCGCACUUGACAUCAUUAACUUUUAGAGAAGUUUUCAUUAAUCAUCUUUAAUCAUUGUUGCAGAUCACCGUGAUAGCCAGGCAGAAGUGUAAAUACUAUGCACCGUUGUUGCUGUAACACACCCCACAUCCAGUCGUUAACCUCAUUGGAGGAGAGGUGCUCGUAACAGUAUUUAAGCUCCUGCAAAGAAGAUCUCUCUGGGUAGUUUAUUUAUUCAGAGUGUAGAAAGCUGCAGGGAUGUUCGCUGCUGUGGAGCAUGGACCUGUGCUCUGUAGCGACUCCAACAUCCUAUGCCUGUCCUGGAAGGGAAGGGUACCCAAAAGUGAGAAAGAGAAACCGGUUUGCAGAAAGCGCUACUAUGAGGAGGGCUGGCUUGCAACUGGGAAUGGUCGAGGAGUUGUUGGAGUCACAUUCACAUCCAGCCACUGCAGACGGGACCGGCCAACCCUGCAGAGAGUAAACUUCAACCUCAGAGGACACAACAGCGAGGUUGUAUUGGUGCGGUGGAACGAGCCCUUCCAGAAACUUGCCACUUGUGACACAGAUGGAGGGAUUUUUGUUUGGAUUCAGUAUGAAGGCCGCUGGUCUGUGGAGCUGGUCAAUGACCGUGGAGCUCAGGUGAGUGACUUCACCUGGUCGCAUGAUGGCACUCAGGCUCUCAUCUCAUAUCGUGACGGCUUUGUCCUGGUGGGCUCUGUCAGUGGGCAGAGACACUGGUCCUCCGAGAUCAACCUGGAAAGUCAGAUCACCUGUGGUAUUUGGACUCCUGAUGAUCAGCAGGUUUUGUUUGGUACGGCAGAUGGACAGGUCAUAGUGAUGGACUGCCACGGUCGCAUGCUGGCCCACAUACUGUUGCAUGAGUCGGAUGGUAUUGUCAGUAUGUCCUGGAACUACCCCAGUUUCCUGGUGGAAGACAGCAGUGAGAGCGACACAGACUCUGAUGAUUAUUCUCCACCACAAGUGCACACCCAAAAACCACUACUUACAGUCAGCUUCACCUCUGGAGACAUCAGCCUGAUGAACAAUUAUGACGACCUUUCACCCACACUCAUUCGCACUGGUUUGAAAGAUGUUGUGGUCCAGUGGUGCUCUCAGGGGGAUCUCCUGGCAGUAGCAGGGAUGGAGAGAACAAUCCUGUCCCCUGACACCCCUUGUCCUCCACCCACCAAAAAUGCCGUUGUCAAGUUCUACAAUGUUCGGGGAGAACACAUCUACACUCUAGACACACCUGCACAGCGUCCCAUCACUACUCUCUGCUGGGGUCACCGCGACUCACGUCUGUUCUUGGCAUCGGGCCCGGCUCUCUACGUGGUGCGUGUCGAGCACCGCGUUGCCACUCUGCAGUUACUCUGCCAGCAGGGCAUCGCAACAGCAGUCAAGGAGGAAAAAGAUGUUGCCAAGCUCACUAUGCCUUCCCGUCUUUGUUCUUACGUCACUGCUGCUUUUGUCCCCACCAUCAAGCCCCCCAUCCCAGAUCCCAACAACAUGCGGGAUUUUGUGAGCUACCCGACAGCAGGGAACGAGCGCCUGCACUGCACCAUGAAGCGUACAGAGGAUAACCCUGAGGUGGGAGGGCCGUGCUAUACUCUGUAUCUGGAGUACUUAGGUGGUCUGGUGCCUAUCCUGAAAGGCCGACGGAUAAGUAAACUGCGCCCUGAGUUCGUCAUUAUGGACCCCAAAACAGAUGGGAAAACAGAUGAAAUAUAUGGCAACAGUUUGAUAUCGGCAAUGAUCGACAGCUGUAACUGCUCCGACUCUAGUGACAUUGAGCUAAGUGAUGAUUGGGUUGGCAAGAAAUCUCCAAAGAUAUCCCGAGGAAGCAAAUCUCCCAAACUUCCCAGGAUUAAUAUUGACCCCAGAAAAUCACCCAAACUGUCCCGUGCUACACAAGAGAUCUCUAGGUCACCACGGUUACCCAUACGAAAACCCUCAAUUGGAUCACCCAGUCUGUCACGAAGGGAAUUCCCUUUAGAUGACAUCAACCAGCAAAAUUACCUUGCACAGGUCACAUCCAAUAUUUGGGGAACAAAGUUUAAGAUAGUGGGGCUGGCAACAUUCUUGCCAACCAAUCUUGGUGCAGUUAUCUAUAAGACAAGCCUCCUACAUCUGCAGCCCAGACAGAUGACCAUUUACCUGCCAGAGGUGCGCAAGAUCUCUAUGGACUACAUCAACCUGCCUGUCUUCAGCCCCAAUGUUUUCAGUGAGGAUGAAGAUGACCUUCCUGUCACAGGGCCUGCUGGUGGUGCUGAUGACAACCCCCCCUGCACUGUAAACAUCCCUAUUGCUCCCAUUCACAGUCCCGCCCAGGCCAUGUCCCCUGCCCAAAGUAUUGGUCUGGUUCAGUCACUCCUAGCCAACCAAAAUGUUCAGCUGGAUGUCUUAAGCAAUCCCACUGCAACCCCCUCAGGAGCAGCUGUCAGUGGGUCAGACCAAAGCCAGGAUGCCAUCUUGACAACCCAGUAUACAGUACCCACAAGAUACUCUAGUCCUGGUCAGGUCAUUUUCGGGGGCCUGGAAGUGGGCCGCCUAAUGGUUGGACCUCCACCAUCCCAUCCAUCACAGCAGCAGCAACCGCAACCAAGUCAACAACAGCAGCAGCAGCAACUAUUGCAACACCACCAACAAAUUCAGCAUCAUCAACAGCAGCUACAGUUACAGCAGCAGCAGCAGCAGAUGCUCCAGCAUCAGCAGCAGAUUCAACAGCAACUCCACCACAUACAGCAGCAGCAUCAACAGCACCUUCAGCAACACAUACAGAUGCAACAGCUACAACAACAACAUCAACAAAUUCAGCAGCAGCUGCAGCAGCAACAACAACAACAAAUACAGCAUCAACUACAGUCUCAGCAGCAGCAACAUCAGAUGCAGCAACAGCAGCUCCACCAUCAACUUCAGCAGCAGCUUCAAAUUCAAAUCCCCGUUUCCUCUAUGUCGUCAGGCCAACCUUCUGGUGCAGCACUGCACCAACUGCAGCCAGGUGCACUGCAGAUCCAAAUUCCUCACACACCUGCUGAUUUAGUAGUAGACAGAGCAAUAGGGAAUGAACAUGAGCACUUAUUGAAGAUCAAAACUACUCGGUCAACUCCACAGCUGGCUGAGGGGGAUACAGUUGUGUUCAGUGCUCCUCUAGAGCUCAGCAAGAUGAACCCCCCACCCCCUUACCCUGGAACUGUGGCUGCUGCUGUAGCUGCUGCAGCAGCUGCUGCUGCUUCUGCAUCAGCUUCCACUGCAGCUUCCAGCUCAUCUGGAACAGGAGGGGGCACAAGUGGAACUCCUCCCCCUGGUGACCUAUGUCUGAAAAAGGGAGAGUUCCAACUUUAUCCUUCAGGUCAGCAGCAAGCACAGUACCCCACACCACUGGGCUAUGAGAGGAUAACAACGUUUGACAGCAGUGGGAACGUUGAAGAAGUAUGUCGUCCUCGAACACGCCUUGUCUGCAAUCAGAAUGUCUACACACUCCAGGGACCUGGCAGCUCUGCCACUCUCAGGGUCACCUCCUCUUCAUCCUCCUCUACAGCUGACAAGAAAAUUCAGCUGCCCUACACCUCUGCUACUCUCAACAGACUCACUGCACCCCGCUAUUCCAUACCCAGUGGAGACCCACCUCCAUAUCCAGACCCAGCCAAUCAGAACAGCACUGCUGGGAGGAACCCUGGACAGAGGAUUGACAGCAGUCUGAUCCAUGCAACCCUCAGAAGGAACAGCCGAGAAGCCGCAAUUAAAGUUUCUCAGAUGGAACCUCCUAGGCCACUGCCUCCGAAAGCUAAAAAUAGUGCACUAGCAGCCUCAUUCCAGCAGAGGGUGCCAACAGCUUUAUACACCUGCAGUCAGUGUAGCAGUGGAUCAAGUGUUGGAGGCACAGCCCCGGGGAGUGCCAAUGGAAUAGCAGGAGGCACUAUUAUCAGACAGGAUUUCCCUCCAGGGAAUGGACCACCACACAGCACAGUUAUUGUUCACUCCAACAGUGUAACUCCUCUGGCCUCCCAGUCGUCUUAUAGUCUGAUGAGCGCACUUGAAGGAUCUAUGGGUGGAACAGGAGGGAGCAAUAGAGACAGGGCCGAUUAUGUCAAUUCAGCAUUUACUGAGGAUGAAACACUGAACCAGUCACUGAGGCAUCUGGCACUGGGAGGAAAUGAUGCAUCAGGGCUUGUUGUCAAACGCCCACCUCCCUAUCAGUGGGAUCCAGCUACCACAGAGGAAGUGUGGGUUCCUCAGGAAAGGACAGCAUCUUUAAACUCCACUGGUCCCCCUGGUUCACACAAACCACCCCCCCUUGUUCUUAGCCCAGCUCAGCACUUGGAUGUAACCAGACUGCCUUUUGUCCUUUCUCCAAAGUCCCCCACCAGCCCUGGUACUGCAUCAUUUCAAGCUGCUCCAGCAGCUACAGGCUACCAAAUCUCUCUCCAGUACUCUCCUGCAACUGCCUAUACUGGAGGCCAGCUCCAACAAGUCCCUGGGUCACCACGCCCCUGCAGCUCCCCAAAAGAAGUGGUGGCCCCCAUUCCUUUCUCACAGCAGGAUGCAACUUUUGUCUUACCACCAGGUUAUCCUGCUAAUCUAGCAAACCUAGCCUGCUGUCCUCUCCCGCCCCUGUAUCCAGGAGGAAGUGCUUGCCCUGGGAUUCCCAUUCCUCCAAUUGCUGUUCACACACCGUGGGGUACAUAUAAUUCUUGUCCUCCUAUUCCCAGUCCCGCGGUGCCACUACCACCCAAAGCCUCCCAUAUAGACAAAAAUGUUCUCUCGCCACCACCUCCUCCACCACCCCCUCCACUACCACCAGCAGAGCUGCAGAGCCAUGGGGCAUUACAAGAGGCCAUGGCAGAGGCUGGGGAAAGUUUUCAGGAAGUACUCUCUUUAACUGAGAGCCCUGUGCCACAACGGUCAGAAAAGUUCAAUAAGAAGAACCGUAAGCGGAUUGAUGGUCGGGCUGAAGAGGCUAAUGUGCAACAGCUGGCUGAAGGGAGCAAAUCAAAAAAGGAAGGCAGAGCUCUGGGUGAUUUCAACUCACUUAUCUCUAGUCCACGUCUGGGAGGAAGGGACAAGAAAAAACUGAAGGGACAGAAAGAGCAACAGUUAAAGUCUAAGAAGCUGAGUAAGGCUACUACCAAUAGUGAGUUCCAGGAUAGUUCAGAGAGUGAGCCAGAGCUUUUUAUCAGUGGUGAUGAGCUCCUCAAUCAGUGUCAGAGUGGUAAGAAGGGCUGGAAAAGUAAGAGGAACCUUAGGGCUGGCAGUGAACUUGAUGAGAUCAAGUGUCGAAAAUCCAACGAGAAAGAAGACAGAGGACUGGGCAGCCAGGGGUUUGUUUAUGUCAUGGCCAACAAGCAGCCACUUUGGAAUGAAGCAACGCAGGUUUACCAGUUGGACUUUGGUGGACGUGUCACACAGGAGUCAGCCAAGAACUUUCAAAUUGAACUGGAGGGCAGGCAGGUGAUGCAGUUUGGAAGGAUUGAUGGAAAUGCCUACAUCUUAGACUUUCAGUAUCCCUUCUCAGCUGUCCAGGCAUUUGCAGUGGCUUUGGCCAAUGUCACUCAACGCCUCAAAUGAGAUCAUAUCUAAAUCAUAUCUGAGAUUUCAAUGCAAGCUGCCAAAGGGGCACAGUUGUUUAAUUGGAAAUAAAUGAACUCUUGUAAUGGAUUUAGGAGAAAAGACUAAAAUCAGCCCUGGCUAUUGAACAAAAUACAAUCACACUGCACUACAUAAUGCUGCCACUAGAUAUGGUGCAAUAAGCAUUGACCGCAUUUUUCAAGAAUGCUGUCAGAUCUGCUCCGUUUGGCAGUCUGUUGCAUCCUGCAAAGCACGGAGGGCCAAAGAGCUGAGUUUGGGUAAUCAUCAUGCAAAUAAAUGCUGCUAUAGAUAGAAGUUUAGGGACAUGAUUGCUGAGGUGCAGAUUGAAAAUAAGCAGCAGUAAUACUUGAAAACCAUCUUUUAGAGGUGAGAGUUACUUUUCCAAGAGCGCACAGGUACUACUGGGCACUGAAAUCCAUUGCUGUACAAACCUUUAUUGAAACAGUUACCACUUUAUUGUUCUUCUUUUGCUUUUAGGAUUUUAUUAAAUGGUGGCGAUAAGGAGGGUCUUUGUUUUUGCUCUUUGCCAUUACUUUUGUUACUAUCAGUCUUUCUUGGCUGGAAUUGAGGCUUAGAUAUAUGCAUCACGUAGGAGCACUACUAAGUGUUAAAACUUUUCACUGUUGUGAAAUGUGUGCCACUGUUAAAAUUUACAAGUUCGUAGUUUGAAGGAAGAGGAAAUGUUACUCUGCUAUAUAGAUUAAUUUAUAUGUACAUUAUUGUUUUACCAUUCAAAUACUAAUUUUAACAUUUGUCAUUGUUAGUGAUAUACAGUCCUCACACUCUGUCGUCACGGUUUUCUUAUCUGCUUUAUUUGGGAGACUGAAGUGGAAUAUUGCUGUGUACUUGGAGUUUUCAAGUGGGAGUGGUUUACAGAAUAGUUUUGGCUGACAUCCUAUACCUAGUUAAUUACCUACAUAUGGUGACAUGGGCACCAAAGACAUCGCCAAGGCCUAGUAUGAAUAACUUAACCUCUGGCAUGAAGUGAUUUGUCACCUGGUGUCACUUCUGUGAAGUGAGUAUGUAGUUGGGGGGUGGGGGGGAGGCUCUUUAAGACCACACUAAACAUGUUUGCAUGGUACAGGAAAUAUUUUUGUAUAUUUUACCUAUGCCAUUUCAUACUAUUCUCAGAAGUCAUGUAAAUAAAUUAAUGAUAUGUAAAUGUUGUAAAGAGACUUGGGUGACUUUGACAGAUUUCUGUUUACACCUGUCUCCACUGUGUUUAAUUUCAGGUGUGGAGUAAAGCUGUUGCACUGUUAAGGUCAGCAGAAGCAACCACAAAUUAACAGUUAAGCUGUAAUCAUUGUCACUCAGUCUUUUCAGUCUCCAAUGAAGAAUGAGGCUUUCAAAUUUGUCCACUUGGUAAGCUGACUGAAAUCUGAAAGGCUGUGUUUUUAUUUUUUUGUUUUUGCCUAUUUAAGAAUUUUAAAAAUGACUAGGUACACUACAAAUACUUGCAACGUUUUUUGUUUGCAGACGUUGUCAGCUAAAAUUACAACAGGGAGCAGUAAUAUAACAUUUAGGCUUAUAACUGGGUAAAUUUGAUGAGGCUCACCUGUAAUAUUUGUGCCAAAAUAUGCAUUUUUUACAGUUAAAUGGGAAACGAGCCAAUGGGGAAGUGUACCUUCACUAUUGAGAAAUGUAUCACUGUGGACCAACUCUUGCGUUGGUCUUUGAGUUGAGAUUUUUGCGUUUAGUGUGAUCUUUCAUAUCACAACAUGAUGCAUGUUUGUUGGUGGUGGGUUGUAAGGAUAGGGACAGAAAAAUGAAAAAAAAAAAUUAAAAUGUCCAAGCAUAGAAAUGAAAACAUGAGCAUGUCAUAAAGAAAAAAAAACUUUUGUGUUGGUUGUGCAAUAUUUUGUAGGGGGAAAAGAAAUCCGUUGUCUUUGCAUUUGGCCACAUUUUGAUACUGUGCUUUUAGUUCUGUAUCUCAGAUGCUGGUCUGUACAUUUUAUUUAUGAGAUUAAUUCCUAAAGGAGAUGAACUAUCUAUACAUACUGUAUAUUGUGGAGUUUUCUGAACAUUUCUUUGUGUUAAGUUUGUAACAAGUGUUGCCUGAAUUGUAAGAUGGAAAUGUGGGGUUGGGUCGGGGGUGGGAUGGGAUGGGGUGGGAACAGGCAAAUUUUCAGUGUAAUUUGAAGUUUGCAUUGGAUGGAAAAGACGUGAAUGAGCAAGUGCCCAGUUUAAUGUAGUUGGUAGACUAGUUACGUAGAGUGUACCUGUCAAGUCAAGGUGUGUCUGUAUUCAGCUGUGCAGUCUACCAAUCCCAUCAGUGUUAAAUCUCUUAUCUUCAAAUGUGUGUGCUUAUGGUUUCAACACAUAAACACACACACAUUAUUCACGAGUUCACUAGUGUACAUCACUGAGUUUAUGUUCAACAUUGCCUAUGGACUUUGUUAAGGAUUCACUUUAAACUGAUGAUGACCUGUUGUAGAUAUUGUAGGAUUUGGCUUUUAUUUAGCAAAGAUUUGUGCUUUGUAUUUAUACAUGUUAGAUUUAAAUGACAAAAACACUUGAAAAAAAAAACUGAGUUUGAUUUGGUGACUGAACGUUUGUAGUGGAUGGAUAGUAAGGCAUGCCAUGUAAAUUAUUUUAUAACUGUACAUGUCACGCAUCUUUUGAAUAAAUGUCAUUGUUUCAGA
Messenger RNA from Melanotaenia boesemani (Boeseman's rainbowfish), 8768 nucleotides. It is a transcript of the gene tulp4a, whose product is annotated as TUB like protein 4a. NCBI's taxonomy places the organism in Eukaryota, Metazoa, Chordata, Actinopteri, Atheriniformes, Melanotaeniidae. The record is from RefSeq and is a predicted model, not a curated record. Gene Ontology annotation, molecular function: protein binding. The transcript has 15 exons. Bases 799 to 6105 code for a protein of 1768 amino acids.